UCUCAAUGUUUCCUCUGGGCAUGCAGUUGGCCACCUGCUCUGGUGGGUCUUGUUGUCUCUCCAGUGAGUCCUCUUGGACAAGAGAAUCCAAGCCAUUCCAGGCAGGCUCCAUCCAUGGGUUGCCCAUCUAGAGCUCAGGAACUGCCUCUUUUCCAAAGAGGAACCCAAAGGAAGACUGGUCACCUCUUGCAAAUCUCAAAACCAUGGCUCAGAAGCAGAGCUGGGACAAAAAUGCAUUUCCUCAAAUGAGAAUAUAUUACUGCAUGAACUUUGCUUGUUUAAAUAAAAACAGUCAAGAUGGAGAUGGAAUUGAUGUUGCUUUUAGCAUCAGUGUCAUUCAAAGAUGUGACUGUUGACUUCUCUCAGGAGGAGUGGCAGCACCUGGAUCCUGCUCAGAAGACUCUCUACAUGGAUGUGAUGUUAGAAAACUAUUGCCACCUCAUCUCUGUAGGGUGUCACAUGACCAAACCUGAUGUGAUCCUCAAGUUAGAACGAGGAGAAGAGCCAUGGACAUCAUUUACAGGUCAUACCUGCUUAGAAGAAAAUUGGAAAGAUGAAGACUUUUUAGUGAAAUUCAAGGAAUACCAAGAUAAGUUUUCUAGAUCAGUUGUAUUCAUCAACCACAAAAAACUGAUUAAAGAGAACAGUAAUGCAUAUGAAAAGACAUUUACUUUAAGCAAAAACCCUAUUAAUUCAAAAAAUCUACCUCCUGAAUAUGAUACUCAUGGAAAGAUUUUUAAAAAUGUUUCAGAAUUAAUCAUCAGCAAUAUAAGUCCUGCAAGAAAGAGACUUAGUGAGUAUAAUGGAUAUGGGAAAUCACUUCUCAAUACUAAACCAGAGACAGCUCAACCUGGAGUCAAAUCCCAUAAUCAGCGUGGCAGGGUUGUCAGUCAUAAUGACGUACUUAUACAAUAUCAUAAGGUGGAAACUCCAGCACAGCCAUUUGGAUAUAAUGACUGUGAGAAAGCCUUCCUUAAAAAAGGAGAAUUAAUUACACAUAAUAGAGCUUACAUAAGGGAAAACCCAUCUGAAUAUAAUAAAAGGAGAAGAACAACGAAUAUUGAAAAAAAACAUACAUGCACUGAAUGUGGGAAGUCCUUCUGCAGGAAGUCAGUAUUGAUUCUGCACCAGGGAAUUCACACAGAGGAAAAACCCUAUCAGUGCCAUCAAUGUGGAAAUUCAUUUAGAAGGAAGUCAUAUCUCAUUGAUCAUCAAAGAACUCACACAGGAGAGAAACCCUUUGUUUGUAAUGAAUGUGGUAAGUCCUUCCGCCUAAAGACAGCCCUCACUGAUCAUCAGAGAACACAUACAGGGGAAAAAUCAUACGAAUGUCCACAGUGUAGGAAUGCCUUCAGAUUGAAGUCACACCUCAUACGUCAUCAGAGAACUCAUACAGGAGAGAAACCAUAUGAGUGUAAUGACUGUGGGAAGUCCUUCCGCCAGAAGACAACACUCUCUCUACAUCAGAGAAUUCAUACAGGAGAGAAACCCUAUAUUUGUAAAGAAUGUGGGAAGUCCUUUCACCAGAAGGCAAACCUUACUGUACAUCAGAGAACUCAUACGGGGGAAAAGCCCUAUAUUUGUAAUGAAUGUGGGAAAUCAUUCUCCCAGAAGACAACCCUCGCUCUUCAUGAGAAGACUCAUAAUGAGGAGAAACCCUAUAUUUGUAAUGAAUGUGGGAAGUCCUUUCGCCAAAAGACAACCCUUGUGGCACAUCAGAGAACACAUACAGGGGAAAAAUCCUAUGAAUGUCCUCACUGUGGGAAGGCCUUUAGAAUGAAGUCAUACCUCAUUGAUCAUCACAGAACUCACACAGGAGAAAAACCAUAUGAAUGUAAUGAAUGUGGGAAAUCCUUCAGUCAGAAGACAAAUCUGAAUCUGCAUCAGAGAAUUCAUACAGGAGAGAAACCCUAUAUUUGUAAUGAAUGUGGGAAGUCCUUUCGCCAGAAAGCAACUCUCACUGUACAUCAAAAAAUACAUACAGGACAGAAAUCCUACGAAUGUCCUCAGUGUGGGAAAGCCUUUAGCAGGAAGUCAUAUCUCAUUCAUCAUCAAAGAACUCAUACAGGAGAGAAACCAUAUAAAUGUAAUGAAUGUGGGAAGUGCUUCCGCCAGAAAACAAAUCUCAUUGUACAUCAGAGAACUCACACAGGAGAGAAACCCUAUAUUUGUAAUGAGUGUAGUAAGUCCUUCAGUUAUAAGAGAAACCUCAUUGUCCAUCAGAGAACUCACAAGGGAGAAAACAUAGAAAUUCAAUAAAUGAUAUGAUCUCUUUGUGAAGCCUUUCCAAGUUAUUGUAAAACUUUAGUUUAAGGAAAAAAAGCAUGCUAAAACAUUUUAAUAAGGUAAUUUUAAUCACAAAUGUAAUAGUAGUUAAAGUACCAACCACAGAACUGUCUGCUGUUUACUAGCACAUGUAAUGGAUAUAAUCAUUGUUAAUCGAACUUUAUCAGAAAUGAAGCUAAUUUUUUAAGUUUUCAAGUUCUGUUCACUUAGAUUAUUUUUUUAAAGUGCUUACAUAAUAUAUGCAGAGGCAAGAUACAAAUGGUUAUAAUAUCAGUCUCCAUAAAAGAAAGAAAGUAUGAAAUAUAUUUCUCCUUGUGCUCUGGAAUAAAGAAUAACUGUUAUUUCCCCAAAGAUUACCAUGUCCCUGGCUUAUAACAUCAUGAAGCAGUCUUUGCAUGUCUAAAUUUUAUGUUUUAUCAUAUAUCAUGAAUUAUUUUGUGUCUUGUCUCAACAUUUUUAAGAUUCAUACAUUAUUGCAUGUGGCAGUAAUGUAUUCAUUUUCACUGUGCAUACUCUUCCAUUUUAAGAAUAUACCACUAUUUAUCCUCUUGAUGGAUGUUUGUAUUUUUAUAAAUUUGUGUUGUAAUAAAAAUACUGCUCUAAAUGCUGUAAAUAUUCUGUGUAUGUGUGUAUGUAUAUUUCUGUUGAUCUUAUAGUAAGAUGAAUUACUCAGUCCAAGGGUGUAUGUAAGUUUUUUUCAGCUAUGGUAGAUACUGCCAAACAUCUCAGACCUUUCUUAAUAUGAGGUGAUUAACUUUGGAAAGUAACAGCUCUGAUUGUAAGCAAUGUGGAGAAAGGUCUUUAGCAGUCAUUCAACUAGAGAAUUUUACUUUAAAAAAUCCAUAUAAUAUUGUAAUUGUAAGAAGACUGUUAGUCAUGAAUAUCUGAAUGUAACAAAUCUAGAAAGACUCACUAUGGCUUAAAUUACACAAAGCUAGAGAAUUCAUAUUGGAAUGAAUCCUAUAGUUGUCAUGAUUAUAGGAAUACUUUUAGCCAUAGCAUACACCUUAUUUAACACCAUAGAAUUCAUACUAGAGAAAGGGAGGUUAAGAAAUGACAAAGAUGAGUAAAACUUGGGAAUAUAAGUCACAGUAGACAGAAUUGUGAAAUAACACACACACACACACACACACACACACACACACACACACAACUAAGCCUUUUAUAUAUUUAUCUCAGGAAGUGUGGGUCUCAAUUCCCAAUGGAAAAAUCACUGGAGAGAUAUUGAUGUUUUAGAAUUGGAAAUCUGCUAACACAUUAAUGUCUAUAGCAUCUUUUCUAUGAAAAUAGUAAGUUCAACACCUUGAACAGUUUUACUGAAGGCCCUUGAUUAUUUGUAACAUAUGUUUACUACAUAUAUUGUUACUGUGUAUAAUAAAAUGCAUUUAAAAUUUAAAUAAGCUUACCCCCCGCCCCCAAUUUGGGCCCUCUGCCUUACAGAAAGGGACAGCAAUUGCCAGUGGAUAGUAAAUGGAAACCUGCUUGUCCAGGGCUUGUAGAUAAUUUGAGAGAGAAAAACAAAAAACGACAGUGGGUAAUGAGCAAAUUCAGACAUGACAAAUAUUUAGACUUCAAAGGAUCUAAAAAUUAUAGUGCCUUGUCUGACCAGACAGAACUUUGUGAAAUUUAGUCUUUACUAGUAACUAUUUACAUUUCGAGGAUUUGUUUGUUUCGUUUUGUGGUUUCUUUUUGAGGGCAGGAUGAACAUACUAAAAAUAAGUAGGUAAGAUUACAGGGUCUAUAUUCAUAACCAUGAGAACCUGGUAAUAGUUUCAUUUGAAUAAAUCUAUAUUUGUAUAUGAAUUAAUACUAUUUAUUAUAUGUUAACAAUGGCAACUAACAAUUAUACUCAAGACGGAGGAUGCAAAUCUACCCUUUUUCCUGGAUAUUUAAUGACUGGGGAGGUGUGGUAUAACUGAAUCUGUUCUAACCUCAACCAACCAAUGUUGGGACUGUGAGUCACUUUUUCUUGGAUAUUCUACUCUCCUUUGUUUCGUCUCUCAUAUGUAUUU
Messenger RNA from Prionailurus viverrinus (fishing cat), 4298 nucleotides. It is a transcript of the gene ZNF567, whose product is annotated as zinc finger protein 567. The transcript has 6 exons. NCBI's taxonomy places the organism in Eukaryota, Metazoa, Chordata, Mammalia, Carnivora, Felidae. The record is from RefSeq and is a predicted model, not a curated record. Gene Ontology annotation, molecular function: DNA-binding transcription factor activity, RNA polymerase II-specific; RNA polymerase II cis-regulatory region sequence-specific DNA binding. Bases 298 to 2259 code for a protein of 653 amino acids. Gene Ontology annotation, biological process: regulation of transcription by RNA polymerase II.